UGUGGAACUCACGAGCGCAAAGCAGACGGGCAUGAAACGACUGCAAAUUCUUUACAUGUUUUCUACAGUCUAUGGUCUUUAUAUGUUGAAUAUUCGGUUGUCUUUUGUGGAGUGAAGAACCCGAAUAACAGUAGGCAGCCGGGAAAUUCAUCAAAUUCCGGCACAUGGUUGUUGUUGAGUUUUUAGCCUGCACAGACCGACCGACCGCCCUCCAGCCGCUGUGCAGAGUUCAUCGUGUCCGUGUGACUAGCAGCCUCCCUCGGUGGCAGCUGUCUCACGCAAGGAAGAGAUGGACCCGAACAAUACACCCUUUCAGGGGCUGGCGUCCCCACAGGGUGCCAUGACCCCGGGGAUGCCCAUUUUCAGUCCAAUGAUGCCAUAUGGCUCUGGCCUGACCCCCCAGCCGGUUACCAACACCAACAGCCUGUCCAUCCUAGAGGACCAGCAGAGACUGCAGCAGCAGCAACAAGCCCAGCAGGCCAACGCAGGUCUUGCAGGUACGUCGGGUCAGACCCCUACGUUGUUCCACUCCCAGACCGUUGGGGGGUCCACCACUACUGCCCUACCAGGAAACACCCCCCUGUACAACACACCGCUAACCCCCAUGACACCCAUCACUCCCUCCACGCCCGCCUCGGAGAGCUCCGGGAUCGUACCACAGCUGCAGAACAUUGUAUCAACCGUGAAUCUGGGCUGUAAACUUGACCUCAAGACCAUCGCACUGAGGGCUAGAAACGCAGAGUACAACCCCAAGCGUUUUGCGGCCGUCAUCAUGAGAAUACGAGAGCCCCGCACCACGGCCCUGAUCUUCAGCUCUGGGAAGAUGGUAUGCACUGGAGCCAAGAGUGAGGAGCAGUCGAGGCUAGCGGCCAGGAAGUACGCCCGCGUGGUGCAGAAGCUGGGCUUCCCAGCCAAGUUUCUGGACUUCAAAAUCCAGAACAUGGUGGGCAGCUGCGACGUCAAGUUCCCCAUCAGGCUGGAGGGCCUGGUCCUUACCCACCAACAGUUCAGCAGUUAUGAACCUGAGCUUUUCCCAGGUCUCAUCUACAGAAUGAUUAAACCUAGAAUCGUCCUGCUCAUCUUUGUCUCUGGGAAAGUGGUUCUAACAGGUGCCAAGGUGAGGGGAGAGAUUUAUGAGGCCUUUGAAAACAUCUACCCCAUCCUGAAGGGCUUCCGUAAAACAACGUAGACAACCCCCCCCCCCCCCCCCGCGCUUAAUUUUUGUACUUUUUUUAGAACAUCAGAUUCAAAUCUAUAUAUUGACUUUCAAAAAGCGGACUGCCUUUUGGGCUGAUGUACAUGGAUGUAAAAUUUGCGCAACAAGGUCACGUUGUUUUAAGUGGUCUUGUUCGGAUUUGGGGACGUGCCAUUCGGUGCCAUUGGGAGGCUGCUGUCCUACGUUCAACCUCCAAAUGACCAUCCUGGUAUCACACGGUUUUGAUGAUCUCGUCCUGAUCAUCAUAUUCACUUUUUUUACGGUGAUGACGAGAAGUACACCUGUUCAGAAAGUACGGAAGGGGAAGAAAGCCAGAGAUGUCAACUUAUUUUUGAGGAAUAGGACACACGUUGACACGCUGGAAACCAAUCGAAGACUUCUUAUCUCUUUUGUUCAUAAUUUCUUUCUUUUUUUAUGGACCUGUCACUGCACAUUCCAUUCUGUAUUCAGUUGAAUUUCGUAGCAUUUCAUUUUCAAACAUGAAGUGCCAGUUUUAAAUCGAUGAGCUUAAAUUCAAUCCAUGUAUAAAUAAAGAAACCGCCAAAUUCUUAGGUCCAAGUUUAUCCAUUUGAAAAUUGUAAUUGGUUGGUUACAACUUGUUUGCAUUUGAGAAAACACAUGACGAACAUUUUAUCUUUUGGCAUGGCAUUGAAUUUUUUUAAAGAUAAAUAAACACUUUUUUUUUUUUUUUGUAAGGACAUUAAGCUUUUGUAUUAUCCACUGGGAAGUGUUUCUUUUCUGGCUUAAGAGCAACUAUUGAGGGUUAAACCUUUUGUGUAGGUGAUUUAAGUAAGUGAACUCCAUGGAAAAAGCCCCUCCCCUUUUUCUGGCAGACUCAAUUGUUUCCUUUUAAUAGCACUGACGGUUUAAUGGUUGAACGAACUAUGCAUGUUAUGUUUGUAAGUUCUUUGUAUUGUCCUGAAGUUUUGAAUUUUUUUGGAUAUUUAAGUCAUUAAUGCUAACAGAUUUCCUGGAAAUAUGCUCAUGGUUGGUCAGACUUGCUAAUAACCUCAGCUAAAUUCAAUGUCCUUUUUCUUUGGCACUGCUUGUGUUACAUGCAUGUCUCACUAUUUAAUUGUAGUCAGUUUUAUUUCAAUGUUUUCAUUAGUUUCACUCACAUGACAAAGUUGCAAAGUAAUUGGAGAAAGGUACCUCAGCUCUUGGAUUGAAAUAAGCACUAUUACAAAACGCAGUCUUUAUUCUGGCUUCAAAUUGGAUUUCUGGUUGUAAAUAAACAUAUCUAAGGAU
Molecule: messenger RNA, 2464 nt
Organism: Gadus morhua (Atlantic cod)
Lineage: Eukaryota; Metazoa; Chordata; Actinopteri; Gadiformes; Gadidae
Gene: tbp
Product: TATA box binding protein
Exons: 9
Coding region: 290-1189 (299 amino acids)
Biological process (GO): DNA-templated transcription initiation
Molecular function (GO): DNA binding
Source: RefSeq, a predicted model, not a curated record